UGUUGUCGCUAUGAAAGUUCUGUCCACAUUUCUGAUGUGUCUCCUCUCCCAGGUCUCCUGUGUCUCCUGAUCACAUCCGUGUCAUUCGGACCGGUGUAUGUACGGAGCGGAGCGGACAUCACGGGAUGUAAUAUGACGUGUUCUGGACCUGAUGAAGAAGUUACUCUGGAGCUGUACAGACAAUGUGGAGGGAAGGAGAAGACAUUGCUGGAACGUCACUGUUAUUACAACAAAACUAAAUCACAUGACCCCAUACUUCACCUGGACACAAGGAGCGGCUGCUGGAAGCUGACACCGGCCAGGAAGGAUGAUUCCUGUGUGUAUAAGAUCUGGUGUUACUGUGAUCCGGGAUAUCUAAUGUCCUCUACAGACAUCCGUGUGCUGGAUCCGGUUCUCAUCUCCAACAUAACCAGUAAUGGGAGCCGGCUGGGUCAGGACAUCGCUGUGAGCGUCCAGUACUCUGGAGAAGAGAGCGCUGUGACCUGGGAGGUGGACGGGGAGCCUCUUCCUGAGAGAUACCGGCUGAUAGAUGACAAUAGGACGCUGAUUAUCCCCAGUGUGCAGAGAGACGACACCGAGAGGACAUUCCGGGUCAGGAUCACAAACCCGGUCAGUGAGGAGACCCGGGACUACAACUUCAUCACUGAUUCCAUAUUCAGCAAACUGCUGAAAAAAGAAGACACAAAACAAGUCUCAUCUUCUAGUUCUGGUGCUGGAGAGUGCACCCCAUCCCUCUGCAUUACUAUGUUUGGAAAGUACAAUAACAGUGAGCUAAGAGCGGUCAAUCAAGAGGUGCAGAGCAUGGUCAGGAGUGGAGAAGAGGGAGCUGUCAAAACAUUGGAGUGUAUGGAGGUGAUCGGGGACGGUGAGGGCCACCAGAAUGUCUUGGGAGGUCACCGGCUUGGCUGCCCUCUUCUGAUGCAUGCUUGUCCAGGAGGAGCAGGAAGCAGCAAUAGGAAAAUGCAUCUAGAUGCCAUGAUGGAUGAAUCUGCAAUGCUACGUAAAGUGGACCUGAGCCCAUUGGACAGAACGACAGCCAGUGGCAUCACAAGGGUGGUUAUCACCUGCACCACGUGA
Nanorana parkeri is the source of this 1077-nucleotide messenger RNA. RefSeq lists its product as uncharacterized. The transcript is spliced from 5 exons. The record is from RefSeq and is a predicted model, not a curated record. The coding region runs from base 133 to 1077 and encodes 314 amino acids. NCBI's taxonomy places the organism in Eukaryota, Metazoa, Chordata, Amphibia, Anura, Dicroglossidae.